Drosophila sulfurigaster albostrigata is the source of this 880-nucleotide messenger RNA. It is a transcript of the gene RpII18, whose product is annotated as DNA-directed RNA polymerases I, II, and III subunit RPABC2. Gene Ontology annotation, biological process: DNA-templated transcription. Gene Ontology annotation, molecular function: DNA binding; DNA-directed RNA polymerase activity. The record is from RefSeq and is a predicted model, not a curated record. Gene Ontology annotation, cellular component: nucleus; RNA polymerase II, core complex; RNA polymerase III complex. NCBI's taxonomy places the organism in Eukaryota, Metazoa, Arthropoda, Insecta, Diptera, Drosophilidae. The transcript is spliced from 2 exons. Bases 398 to 793 code for a protein of 131 amino acids.
GGCGCUCAGUAAUGAUAUAUAUGAAAAUACUUCAUAGCUUUCUCCAACGACAGUGUGAUAUCGAUAGCGAUUUGCAGCCAGUCCACCGACCUACACAAUCGUAGGAGUCGAGAAAGGAAAGCCAAGUGUAUAAUUUGAGUGCUCCAACUAAAUUAUCUUCACAGGUAAUUCUGUAAGAAAGAUCAGCAAAAACAAAUUGAUGAUGCCGAUUAUUAUACACUUAAUAAAAUACUAAAUUGCUUAUAUACUGUCGCUAGAGCAACCUAUCGGUAUUUAAUUAUCGACCAACCACCACAGUCGCAAUAGUCGAAAAAGAAGCGUGCAAGCAAACGGUGUGUUUUUUCUGCUCCAACUUUUGUUUUCAAGUGAAGUUCAUUAAAACAGCAAAAGAUACGAAAUGGAUGAUGGAGAUUAUGAUAACGACGAUGUUGGCGCCGACGAUUUCGAUGAUGCUGAUGACGACGUCGACGAUGACAUCGCCCAGGAGGAGGAAGUGGACAACAUUGAAAUCAUAACACCCGGCACCGCUGGUGGCGGCGGCGUGCCCAAAUCCAAGCGCAUCACUACCAAGUACAUGACGAAAUAUGAGCGUGCGCGCGUCUUGGGAACAAGAGCGCUACAAAUUGCCAUGUGUGCGCCAAUUAUGGUUGAAUUGGAUGGUGAAACGGAUCCUCUACAGAUUGCAAUGAAGGAAUUGAAGCAGAAGAAGAUACCUAUUAUUAUACGACGCUAUCUGCCCGAUCAUUCAUACGAAGACUGGAGCAUAGACGAGCUGAUCAUGGUGGAUAAUUAAGUCAGAUUUAGGAAACAGAAAUAGCUAUUAGACAUUUAAUUACUUCUUUUGCAAAUACAAUUAAGAUAAGCUCGCAAAACCACAAAA